Molecule: messenger RNA, 4414 nt
Organism: Conger conger (European conger)
Lineage: Eukaryota; Metazoa; Chordata; Actinopteri; Anguilliformes; Congridae
Product: metabotropic glutamate receptor 3-like
Exons: 5
Coding region: 25-2628 (867 amino acids)
Biological process (GO): regulation of synaptic transmission, glutamatergic; G protein-coupled glutamate receptor signaling pathway
Cellular component (GO): membrane
Molecular function (GO): group II metabotropic glutamate receptor activity
Source: RefSeq, a predicted model, not a curated record
GCGGCGCUCCGCGCCCUGCUCCUGAUGGCACUCUCCUGGGGGCGGGUCCUGCCGUCGCCGGGCGGCGGGGCGGACCCCGGGUUCACCCGGAAGGACAUCAAAAUCGACGGGGACCUGGUGCUGGGCGGACUCUUCCCCGUCCACGAGAAGGGCCAGGGCGCCGACGAGUGCGGCCGCGUCAACGAGGGCCGCGGCAUCCAGCGGCUGGAGGCCAUGCUGUUCGCCGUGGACCGCAUCAACGCCGACCCGGCCCUGCUCCCCGGCGUGUCCCUGGGGGCCCACGUCCUGGACACCUGCUCCCGGGACACCUACGCGCUGGAGCAGUCGCUGGAGUUUGUCCGGGCCUCGCUCACCAAGGUGGACGACACUGAGUACAUCUGCCCCGACGGGUCCUACGCCCUCCAGGAGAGCAGCCCCCUCGCCAUCGCAGGGGUCAUCGGGGGCUCCUACAGCAGCGUCUCCAUACAGGUGGCCAACCUGCUGCGGCUCUUCCAGAUCCCCCAGAUCAGCUACGCCUCCACCAGCGCCAAGCUGAGCGACAAGUCGCGCUACGACUACUUUGCCCGCACCGUGCCGCCGGACUUCUACCAGGCCAAGGCCAUGGCGGAGAUCCUGCGCUCCUUCAACUGGACGUACGUCUCCACGGUGGCGUCGGAGGGCGACUACGGCGAGACGGGCAUCGAGGCGUUCGAGCAGGAGGCGCGCCUGCGGAACAUCUGCAUCGCCACGGCGGAGAAGGUGGGGCGGUCGGGCGCGCGGGAGGCGUACGACGGCGUGGUGCGGCAGCUGCUGCAGAAGCCCAACGCGCGCGUGGCCGUGCUGUUCCUGCGCAGCGACGACGCCCGGGAGCUGCUGGCCGCCGCCGCGCGGCUCAACGCCUCGCUCGUCUGGGUGGCCAGCGACGGCUGGGGCGCGCAGGAGAGCGUCGUCAAGGGCAACGAGCGGGCCGCCCGCGGGGCCAUCACCCUGGAGCUGGCCGCCCGGCCCGUCGCCGAGUUCAACCGCUACUUCCUCCGCCUGCGUCCCCGCGCCAACCGUCGGAACCCCUGGUUCAGGGACUUCUGGGAGCAGAAGUUUCAGUGCUCCCUGGACGCGGCCGCGCCGGGCGAGGCCUGCGGGCCGGACCUGAAAAUCGACGACUCCGACUUUGAGCCCGAGUCCAAAAUCAUGUUUGUGGUGAACGCGGUGUACGCCAUGGCGCACGCCCUGCACCAGAUGCAGCGCACGCUGUGCGCCAACACCACGCAGCUCUGCCCCGCCAUGAAGCCCCUGGACGGCAGGAAGCUGUACAGGGACUACCUGCUCAACCUCAACUUCAAAGCCCCGUUCUCUCCCCCCGGGGUGGACGGCACGGUGAAGUUCGACGCCCACGGCGACGGCGUGGGCCGCUACAACAUCUUCAACUACCAGGAGCGGGCGGGGCGGCACGCCUACGUGCGGGUGGGCGAGUGGGCGGAGUCGCUGAGCCUGAGCGGCGAGCUGAUUCGCUGGGCCCGGGACGCGGGCGGGCCCCCGGCCUCGCAGUGCAGCGACCCCUGCGCCCGCAACGAGAUGCGCAAGAUGCAGGCGGGCGAGUACUGCUGCUGGAUCUGCACGGCCUGCGAGGAGCACGAGUACCUGGCCGACGAGGUCACCUGCGCCCCCUGCGGCCCCGGCCGCUGGCCCCGGCCGGACCUGACGGGCUGCUUCGACCUCCCGGAGGAGUACAUCGGGUGGCGGGACGCCUGGGCGCUGGGCCCCGUGGUGGUGGCCUGCGCCGGGUUCCUCUGCACCGCCCUGGUGGCCGCGGUGUUCGCCCGGCACAACCACACCCCGCUGGUGAAGGCCUCGGGGCGGGAGCUGUGCUACAUCCUCCUGCUGGGCGUCUCCAUGUGCUACGGCAUGACCUUCUGCUUCAUCGCCCGGCCCAGCCCCGCCGCCUGCGCGGCCCGCCGCGUGGGCCUGGGCGCCGCCUUCGCCGUGUGCUACUCCGCCCUGCUCACCAAGACCAGCCGCAUCGCCCGCGUCUUCGGCGGGGGGCGGCCCCGCUUCGUCAGCCCCGCCUGGCAGGUGGCCAUCUGCCUGGGCCUGGUGUGCGUGCAGCUGGCCCUGGCGGGCGGCUGGCUGCUGCUGGAGCUCCCCGGGACGAGGCGCGUGGCGGCGCCCGAACGGCGCCGCGCCGUGGUGCUCAGGUGCAGCGCGCGGGACUCCGGCAUGCUGCUGUCGCUGGCCUACGACGCGCUGCUGGUGCUGCUGUGCACCGUGUACGCCUUCAAGACCCGCAAGUGCCCCGAGAACUUCAGCGAGGCCAAGUUCAUCGGCUUCACCAUGUACACCACCUGCAUCAUCUGGCUGGCCUUCCUGCCCAUCUUCUACGUCACCUCCAGCGACUACCGGGUGCAGACCACCACCAUGUGCAUAUCGGUCAGCCUGAGUGGCUUCGUGGUCCUGGGGUGCAUGUUCGCCCCGAAGGUGCACAUCAUCCUGUUCCAGCCGCAGAAGAACGUCACCAGCCACCGGCACGCCACCAGCCGCUACAGCGUGAGCGGGCCUCCCACCGCCUACUCCCAGGCUUCCGCGGGGGCCCAGUACGUCCCAGCCAUCUGCAACGGGAGGGAGAUCGUCGACUCCACCACGUCCUCCCUGUGACCUCCGUUUGACCCCUGACCCCUGACCCCCCCCCCAGUUCUUAGACUGUUAGCGAAUUUGCACAUAUUGUGCACCUCCUGUGAACUGCUAGUACCAUGUAUGUAGAAAGUGUGUAUUAAAUUAUUUUUAAAGGCUGUACAUAGUAACUGACAUCGUUGUAGAGAGAGAAAGAGAGAGAAAAAAAACAUUUCUAGGGGUGUUUUUCAGGACUUUUUUUGAUAGUUUUAUUAUGGGUUGUAAAUAACCAUGAAAUCCAUUGUAAAAAAAAAAAGGAAAAAAAAGAAAAAAAAAAGGAUGUAGCAAGCAACCAACUCAUCUGCUACAUUGGAAAUUCUGUACAAAAGAUUUUGGUCUUUUUUUUUGUAGGCUUCAUUGUUACAAUUAAGUAUUGGCAUUUCUAUGUUGUAUACAAUGUACAUUACUUUUAACUGAGGGUUAAAUAGCACAAGUUGAUUUUAUUAAACAAAUUGACAAUAAGAAAGAAAUAAGAAAAAGAAGCUUUGAUAAAAAUCCCAUUAACUAUUAAUCCAUCAUGAUCGUGGAUACAGGCCAGGAGGGUUAAACUCUAGGCUUGGAGGGCCGCAGUGUCCGCUGGGAUUUGUAGUUUACUUUCAAUAAGCAGCUAAUUAAGUCCUUGAGAUGUGUGUGGACUCCUUAGCCAAUGAAGGACUGAUAAACACUGAAAAGCAGCACUGCGUUUCUCCAGGACUGGCGUUUGACCCCCCUGCCAUCGGCAUUUAAAAAGUGAAGAACACAACGGUUUGCCUGCCCACAUUUAAAUGUGACAUUUCGUAAAAAAUUGAAUAUUUAAAAAAUGGCUUUUUGUGCCUUAACUCGUGUCUUGUAGUUUUAUACCGGAGAUGUGUUACACUGUCAGUUUGUGCGCAUGUAGAAUGAAGAGGCAGUACUUUGUAUGGGCUGUUUACAUCUGCAAUGCUGCAUUCUGCGCUCAAAUUGUAAGGUAUCGCUUAUUGUUUUAGAGAUGCAGGCAUGUCGGGUUCAUUGGAAUCAUAUCGCCUUACAGGCGUAAGUGUUAGGGGGAAAUGUGAAUCUCUUCUGUCACUCGUGUCAUGCAUUCAUAAAUGGAAAUCUGUUGAACUGGGUCUUUAGAAGUGUCAGUUCUCAAACGAGAUGGUCGAGACGUGGACGUUAGAAACGAGGCAAAAGAAGGGAUCCCAAAGCCAUUCACAUUUAUUAAAUUAUCAUGACAACAAAUAACAAUUAUAAAUAGUUUUAAACAUCACUUUGUACAACCCAGCUUUAAUGUACUUCACGAUACAAAACAAAAUACAAAAAAAGUGAACAUUGGUACGCGUGUGUCAGGAAACGUCACCCGUGAACUGUCUGUGAAUCGUCUUCCAGUACGUCAGCGUUGUCAGACAGGGACUGAGAAGGGGCCAUUCAGCUACAUUGGGAUGCCUUCGCAAAACAUUUUCCUGCAUAUUUGUCAUGGCAAGAAACCAGCAAACACAAAAUGUCCCCACAAAGUUACUGGAAUGUUUGGUCCUUGUUAUUACAUCGGCAAUACACUGCAGCAACAUUGUGACAAUGUGUGUUAGCUGGGCAUUACCUUACGACGACUCGAUUAAAAAACAACUUUAAACACUGAAAUGUCCAUAGUGAAAAACUGUCCCCCGUAAACUCAGGCCCAACAUCCCUGUCGUGAUAAUGCUGAAAUUUCCUCAUGUUUUUAGGAGUCGACGAAAGUCCGUAACAGAAGAGAGAAAUGUCUGUACUUGAAAUGCGUUUGAACGAUGAAAACACAAAUAAAUGUGUCUUGUUUGAA